AUGGACCCACACAAACACCACACUCGCGCGGAGCCGAGAACCCACCGCCACGUGUCAUCGUCGCCAUCGUCGAAGCCGCACGGCCAGGACCUGUGGAUCUUUGCCUACCCAGAGAUGCAGUCCAUGGCCGACGGCGUGCGCCAGGCCCUCGACCUCGCCGACGAUAACGAGGAAGGGCCGCUGGUGGUGGCCAGGAGGGGAGACAUCAAGUGGGGCCGAUUCCCAGACUCGUUUCCCAACCUGUUCAUCGACAAGCCCCAUCAGACCGUGCGCGGGAAGCAUCUCGUCUUCUUCGCCUCCUUCUUCCAUCCCGAGAGCAUGUUCGCCCAGCUGUCAGGCACCAUGGAGAGAGUUGACGAAGAGGGACAGAUCGCCACGGCCAUGUCGCUCGCCCGGCUGUUGUCGUCCAUCCCACCGCUUGGAGAGGGUCCCGCCAAGGUGUUGAUCUACGACAUUCACGCCCUCGGGGAACGCUUCUACUUUGGGGACAACAUCAUCCCCAUGUUCGAAACAGCCAUCCCGCUGAUCAUCGACAAGAUCAAGACUGCCCACCGAGACGAGAACGUGGCGAUUGCAUUCCCGGACGAGGGAGCGAUCAAACGAUUCGGCGGUCAAUUCCACGAGUUCGACACCAUCCUCUGCUCCAAGGUGAGAGGGGAGGGCAACAAACGGAUCGUCACCGUCAAGGAAGGCGACGCCGCUGGCCGCCACGUGUUCAUCAUCGACGACCUCGUGCAGACCGGCGGAACACUCAUUGAGUGCAAGAACGCACUGAUCAAGCAGGGCGCCAAGGACGUGUCGGCCUAUGUGACUCACGCCAUCUUCCCUGGCGACAGCUGGAAGCGCUUCACUGACCCGACCGACGAGAAGCCCUUCAAAAACUUCUACAUCACCGACUCGUGCCCCUCCGUCGCCGCGACGCUGCAGGACACCAAACCCUUCGCCGUGCUGCCGCUGGCCGAGCCCAUCUCCGCCUUCCUCCGCGAGAUCGCCUGA
Acanthamoeba castellanii str. Neff is the source of this 996-nucleotide messenger RNA. Its product is annotated as Ribosephosphate pyrophosphokinase 3, mitochondrial, putative. The record is from RefSeq and is a predicted model, not a curated record. The coding region runs from base 1 to 996 and encodes 331 amino acids. The transcript is spliced from 8 exons. Gene Ontology annotation, molecular function: ribose phosphate diphosphokinase activity; magnesium ion binding. Gene Ontology annotation, cellular component: cytoplasm; ribose phosphate diphosphokinase complex. NCBI's taxonomy places the organism in Eukaryota, Discosea, Longamoebia, Acanthamoebidae. Gene Ontology annotation, biological process: 5-phosphoribose 1-diphosphate biosynthetic process; purine nucleotide biosynthetic process.